Molecule: messenger RNA, 534 nt
Organism: Cornus florida
Lineage: Eukaryota; Viridiplantae; Streptophyta; Magnoliopsida; Cornales; Cornaceae
Exons: 3
Coding region: 1-534 (177 amino acids)
Source: RefSeq, a predicted model, not a curated record
AUGCAGUUACUAAUUUACACGCCGUCAAGGAUUAAGGAGAAUGGUGCUGCCAGUGGCGGUAAUGGCGAUGUGGAAGGGAAAAAUGUGGAAUCAGCUGGUGGUGACCCACGGAGGAUUACCCCUCCGAAGAAGAGAUUCAGGGAGGGCGCAGGGUCAUCCAGCAAAUCAAAGCAGAAGAAGGCUGAUGAUCAGCCACAACAGGGAGUACUCUAUAAAUGCAGUCUUUGUCCCGCUCUGUUGGACAGAAGUAAAAGCUUAUUCGGGCACAUUAAAACUCACAAGGACCCGAAUUGGCGUGGGGCAUAUCCGCUGCCUGUCUCUACUCGACAACAAAUAGACUCUGACAUGGCGAAAGAAGAAGAAGAUGCUGCAGACCAAAGAAGGGAUGAAGGGGUACCGACUGUGGUCGAGACUACACCGGAUCUAAAUGUGUCGGCACCUGAAGACGGAGUAGCCAUUGUCUCCACUCACUCUCCAGAGAUAAUGGAUGGAAAAGAAUUUGACCUCAAUAGGUCACCUUCACCAGACUCCUGA